Molecule: messenger RNA, 282 nt
Organism: Meloidogyne enterolobii
Lineage: Eukaryota; Metazoa; Nematoda; Chromadorea; Rhabditida; Meloidogynidae
Source: the annotation of a GenBank genome assembly
UGUGUCGGCCUAUUUUUCCUUUGUUAUACACCAAUGGUUGCCUAUUUUGUUUGGAGUGCAUUAUUUGGACGUCCACUUCCUUUGCCUUUCGAAUUUGUAUUAAUUACAAGUGCUUUAGUUCAAUUUCAAAGUGCUUUUAAUCCUUUUCUCUACACACUUUUUGCUACACAAUUUAGAGAAAAAUUGUCAAAAUUAUUUUUAAUUUGUAACAAAAAAGGAAAAAAUAAAAUAAUUAAUCAACAUAAAAUUAGUGCAAAAUCAACAAGUACUUUUUCUGUUUAA